UCUUGACACAUGUCUUGUGAAUCAUGGUAACAACAAAUUCGCCAUUCUGUUUCCCGACACUGACAAUUGGAUACGUACGCGAUGAUGGCAGAAACAUGUCAGCAAAAGCAUCCCGAUUCAGCUGCAGCAUGAAGCCUCGGUUGCUCCAUCAAAACAUUAUCCUAACGUUCAUGGAGAAACAGCUCGUCUUCACGACUUCACCGCGUCCUAUAAGUUUGUUUCCUCCUACGGUUCUUGCUCACCAUCAAACAGUGAGCUACGCUUCAGAGUUCAGCUCAGCCAUGGCGAUCGCAGCAGUGCUAUCGCAACCGUGGAGCUUGGUUUUCUCACUGGGGGCAAUCGUGGCCCUGUGGUGGGCCUGGCGGGUGCUUGAGUUGGCCUGGAUCAACCCGCGGAGGCUGGGCCUAGCCCUGCAGGCCCAGGGCCUACGCGGCACCGCGUACCGCUUCCCGUUCGGCGAUCUGAAGGAGUUCGCGCGGCUGGUUGCAGUUGCCCGCUCCAAGCCCAUCAUGCCGCCGUCCCACAGUAUCACGCCACGCGUGGCUCCUCUGUACCACAACGUGAUCAAGGAACACGGGAAGAUUUCAGUGACCUGGUUCGGGCCGAUGCCGCGGGUGAUCGUGAACGACCCUAAACUGGUGCGAGAGAUACUGUCCAACAAGUUUGGGCAUUUCCGGAAACGCAAGUUCACUAACGGCAUCGUGAGGCGGCUGGCCAACGGGCUCGUCAGCCACGACGGCGAGAAAUGGGCCACUCACCGGAGGAUAAUUAACCCCGCAUUCCAUGUCGAGAAACUCAAGAAAAUGUGGCCAGCUUUCGUUGCCUGUUGCAACGAGCUGGUAACCAGGUGGGAGGAACGCGUGGGAACUGACGAGGUGAGGGAGAUAGAUGUCUGGCCGGAGUUUCAGAACCUCACAGGCGACGUGAUCUCGCGUGCGGCCUUCGGCAGUAGCUUCAGCGAGGGGAGAAGGAUUUUCCAGAUUCAGUCAGAGCAGGCCCAAAAUGUAGUCAGGAUGGUCAACACUCUCUACCUCCCAGGUUUCAGAUUCCUGCCGACAAAGCUCAACAGAAGGGUGAAAGCAAACGCGUGCGAGGUGGAAACGCUGCUGAAAGGCAUAAUCCGCAAGAGGGAGAAGGCCAUGGAAGCAGGCAGUGCCAGCAACGAAGAUCUGCUAGGCGUGCUGAUGGAGUGCAACAUCGCGGAGAGCAAAGAGGCCGGGAACUCCAAGCCUGUCAUGACCAUGGACGACAUCAUCGGGGAGCUCAAGCUCUUCUACUUCGCCGGGAUGGACACCACCGCGGUGCUGCUCACCUGGACAAUGGUCGCGCUGAGCAUGCACCCCGAGUGGCAGGACCGCGCCAGGGAGGAGGUCCUGUACGUCUUCGGGGAGAAGAACCAGCCGGACUUCGACGGGAUAAACCAAUUGAAAGUUGUGGGCAUGAUACUGUACGAGGUUCUGAGGCUGUACCCGCCGGUGAUACAGUUCGAUCGGCAGACGUACAAGGAGAUCGAGCUGGGUGGUAUCAAGUACCCGCCUGGGGUGAUCCUGUCGCUGCCGAUCGUGUUCCUUCACCAUGACAAGGAUGUAUGGGGAGAAGACGCCGACGAGUUCAGGCCGGAGAGGUUCGCGGAGGGCAUCUCCAAGGCGUCCAGGAACUCGCCGGCCUUCUUCCCCUUCGGCUGGGGCCCGAGGAUAUGCGUCGGCCAGAACUUCGCGCUGAUCGAGGCCAAGAUGGCGCUGAGCAAGAUACUGCAGCGCUUCUCGUUCGGGUUGUCGCCGUCCUACAUGCACGCGCCGUUCCCGGUCUCCACUCUGCAGCCUGAUCAUGGCGCACAGAUCAUGCUGAAAAAACUCUAGCCAAGUAUAUUUCCAUUUUUAUUUCCGGUUUCUCUAAUUCUCGGUUGGUCGAAUUUGUAAGUCUCGACUGCCUAAAACUGCCCACUAGUGAGCCUAAAGUUGAGUCAGAAAAAUGUGCACGUCCAAAGCGGCAUGCUCGUCGUUCCUUGCAACCCCAACCAAAACUGCUGGUUCUUUUUUUUUUU
Molecule: messenger RNA, 2044 nt
Organism: Brachypodium distachyon (stiff brome)
Lineage: Eukaryota; Viridiplantae; Streptophyta; Magnoliopsida; Poales; Poaceae
Product: cytochrome P450 72A14
Exons: 5
Coding region: 24-1859 (611 amino acids)
Molecular function (GO): iron ion binding; oxidoreductase activity, acting on paired donors, with incorporation or reduction of molecular oxygen; heme binding
Source: RefSeq, a predicted model, not a curated record